This is a messenger RNA of Rubroshorea leprosula, 546 nucleotides long. The record is from the annotation of a GenBank genome assembly. NCBI's taxonomy places the organism in Eukaryota, Viridiplantae, Streptophyta, Magnoliopsida, Malvales, Dipterocarpaceae.
CUACCUUCUCCGGCGCGGUGGUUUUUUUGGUCGGAAGCCUUUGAGCUUCCGACGUUUUGAUGCUUGAGCCGUUGGGGGAUCCCCGACCGCUCAAGCAUGCUGGAGCCGGCCUGUGCUCCAUCCUCCGAUGACCCUUCGGGGUCUGGUGGUUUAUGGGUCCCUUUCCGGAACCCAGCACGCCUGGGUUCGAUGGAACCCAGGACGCCUGGGUUCGAACGUUCCUCGUCCUGGGUUCGAACGUUCCUCGAACCCAGGCGCUGGGUUUCGAACCCAGCGCCUGGGUUUGAGUCGAAGCCGCUGGGUUUUUUCGUUCUGUUUCUUUGUUGGCUUGCAGUCAUGCUUGAAUGGGAUUUAGAGUUUGGUGUGGUUUCUGAUUGCUUGUCAUGCUUGAAUGAGACUUAGAGUUUGGUGUGGUUUCUGAUUGCUUGAAUUUCCAGAUCUAGUUGAUGUUGAUUGAAGGAAUGUGGUGUUUUUUUCAUUUUUCUUUGCAGAUCUACUAUACAUUUGUAGAGGAAUUGAUUUUUUGAAUCAAAUUUAUUGAGUUCU